UAAGUCCUCGAGCCCGCGAAUCGAACAGCAGAGUCAGUUGGUAGACAAUAUGUCAGUACGACUUCCACUACUAUUUUGUGUUUUGUGUGUGUUGUGCAUUUUUCCUGCACUAAUUAAUGCCAGUGAGGGUAAGAAAAUGUCAUAUAAGACGCGGGUGGAGAAACUACUUGAAUUCUACCACAACGAUCCAUGUCAACAUGGUGGAAUGGACAGCUGUCGUGAAGCAAUGCGCCUGUUCAAAGGUUUACCUAAGAAGAAACGUGACCUUUGCGCCUUUGUGGAUGACUAUACCUGCACCUACACCGACGUCUGCAUGUUUCGUGAUGGCGAGACUGGCAAACCAAAACAAGAGAAAAGCAUGAAAACGUGCAUAGAAGAAGCAAAAAUACUCGUAAAACCAGGAAAAAUAAGGAGAUGGAUGAAGGGGAGUUUGAAUGCAGUACGGAAAAUGAUUCCUGGCAAGAAAAAAGGACACAUGAAAAAUGCCCUUCAGCAUGAGGACCACAAAGAUGGAGACCCCAGACACGAGGAUUCGACAGACGAGAACCCAAAAAAUAGGGGUCCCGAAGACGGGAAGCUCAAUGGAUAAAGACCUGAACAUGAAGCCAAUUCUCUAUGGGAGGCUUUCAGGCAAAAAUGAGAGGCUUUCCGUGCAAUAUUGAAAUUUUCGGCGCAGCUUAUACCCGCGUGCAAUUUCAGUGAAAUCAAGGAUCGUCCUUGUUUUCACUGAAAUCGCACGCGGGUAUAAGUUGCGCCGAAAAUUUCAAAAUUGCACGGGAAGCCUCUCAUUUUUGCACGAGGCAUGGAAAUUGAGGCAAUAUGGUGCGCGCCAUUUCUACCGAAAAAUAUUUCUCAAUAUGUUUUUUUUUUCUUUUCUACUAAUAAAACAUCAAAGCGCAUAUUGUUUGAUA
Molecule: messenger RNA, 911 nt
Organism: Bemisia tabaci
Lineage: Eukaryota; Metazoa; Arthropoda; Insecta; Hemiptera; Aleyrodidae
Source: RefSeq, a predicted model, not a curated record